Molecule: messenger RNA, 1118 nt
Organism: Zerene cesonia (dogface butterfly)
Lineage: Eukaryota; Metazoa; Arthropoda; Insecta; Lepidoptera; Pieridae
Gene: Osi3
Exons: 5
Coding region: 103-768 (221 amino acids)
Source: RefSeq, a predicted model, not a curated record
AUAUAACAGUAUAUCGUGCGUUAGUGCAUUUGCAGUGCCAGUGCAACGGUUGCCUGUGAUAAAACGCCCAAUUGUUUAAGUGAUAGCUGUGAAGUGUGUUAGAUGACAAUGAGAAGCAUUCUGCUAUCGAUUCUUUUGAUUGGGAUCGUGCGGGCGAACGAUAUUGAUAAUGGGGUAUCAACAGAAGAAACAUUAAAGCGCGGCUUGAGCAACAAAUGCGCAUCACGGGAGACGUCGUCAUGCAUUGCCGUGGAGCUGGUCGGCUACGUGGACAGAAUGCUGAGGACAGCUGCCUUCCAACUCAGUGAUGAUAUGAUGAUCGUUGAUGAAAGCAAUGGCGCAGCAGCUGAAAUCCCCAUAAAGCCAGAGUCCCUCGCAAGGGCAGGCACAUCAUUAGAAGACCAAGCCCAACAGGUUAUUAUGGAAAAGCUCUGGAACUUCGCAACAACGCGGUCAUUGAGGUACAGGAUCCUGGACAACACAGAUGUUGUGAUUGCUGGCAGACAGGAGAAAGAUGGAAGCCUCGGUGUAGGAGUAUCAAUGAAAGCACCGAAAGUAUUCGAAAGUGGCAGACAACGAAACAAGAACAUGGGGCCAUUCCUUGCGGCGGCCGCUAUGAAAUUCGGCCUUCUCGGCGCCCUCACAUUCAAGGGUCUUUAUCUGAUGGUUGGAAAGGCCCUCCUCAUCUCCAAGAUCGCUCUACUCCUAGCGACUAUCAUCGGACUGAAGAAAUUAUUCUCUCCUCAGGCUAUCAUCAAAAAGGACUAAAUCAUAUCGGUGAAUGGGAUCUGACGGAGAUUUUGGCGAAAGGAUGAUACCAGCUUCUAACAAAUAACCGCAAAAUUAGGAAUUAAUUCUGGACGUUUCUAUAUCGUGUGAUCAUCAAACAAUUGUACCUACUACAAUUGGAAUAACUGAAAUUAUUAAUUCCUAACAUUGCACUACCCGACAUAGGUAUAUAACGAAUGUAAAUAAUAUUUAUUUAUUUAUUUUAACUAAGAUAAUUCUACUAACUUGUACAAUAUACUGGUUUCGCAUUUAAAACGUAAGCAUUUGCUUGAUAAAUAACAUGGAAUGUACUAACAAUUGUGUAUGUGGAUUAAAUAAUUAUUCACUAA